UAUUAUAAAUGGAGCCUAAAGUGCCCUCUGUCACUCAGAACUACAGCUGGCACUGGGAGGAGAGCUACCUGUCUGUCCCUUUGGAAUAUAGAUAAGAGGAGGAUCAGGACAGUAUGAGUUCCAAGCCAAAGUCAAUUGGGAUCAUCGGAGGACCUUUCUCCAAAGGACAGCCACGAGGAGGGGUAGAAGAAGGCCCUGCAGUGCUGAGAAAGGCUGGCCUAGUUGAAAGACUUCAAGAACUAGGGUGUGACGUGAAAGAUUAUGGGAACUUGUCUUUUGUUGAUGUGACCAAUGAUACCCCCUUUCAAAUUGUGAAGAAUCCAAGGACUGUGGGUAAAGCUAAUGAGCAGCUGGCUGAAGUAGUCGCAGAAGUAAAGAAGAAUGGGAGAAUCAGUUUGGUACUUGGCGGGGAUCACAGUUUGGCAAUUGGAACCAUCUCUGGCCAUGCUAAGGUUCAUCCAGAUCUCUGCGUCAUUUGGGUAGAUGCACAUACUGAUAUCAACACUCCUUUGACAACCACAAGUGGAAACUUACAUGGACAGCCUGUGUCUUUCCUUUUGAAGGAACUAAAAGGAAAGAUUCCUGAACUUCCAGGAUUCUCUUGGGUGACACCCUGCUUAUCAGCUAAGGACAUUGUGUAUAUUGGAUUGAGAGAUGUGGAUCCUGGUGAACAUCGCAUCCUUAAAGAUCUGGGUAUUAAAUUUUUUUCAAUGACUGAAGUAGAUAAGCUUGGAAUUGGCAAAGUAAUGGAAGAAACACUAAGUUACUUAAUAGGAAGGAAAAAAAGACCAAUUCAUCUGAGUUAUGAUGUGGAUGGGUUGGAUCCAUCUUUCACACCAGCUACUGGCACUCCUGUCCCUGGAGGCCUGACUUACAGAGAAGGUAUCUAUAUUACAGAAGAAAUCUAUAAAACAGGGCUCCUCUCGGGAUUAGACAUAAUGGAAGUCAAUCCAUCCCUUGGGAAAACACCAGAAGAAGUAAACCGGACAGUAAACACGGCUGUUGCAUUAACUUUGUCCUGCUUUGGAGUAGCUCGAGAGGGAAAUCAUAGUGACAAAUAACUAAUUUUGAAAAGGAACUGAGUUGUAAAGAGAACUGAUAAUGCUGGCUAACAAUGAGCAACUAAAAAUUAUGCUUAAGCUUACAUUUUCCCCAAAAUCUUUUGCCAAAGUUUAAUAGGUAGAUUAAUUAAACUUCUAAUCCCUUUGUUAGCAAAAAUCAAAGUUUUUUUUUUUUUUUUGUCCAUUAGCUUUAAUCAAGGGAAAAGACUUAGAUAACCUUGGGGUAGAGAAAUGUAAACUUGAGGCUAGUUCAUUAAUUUGCUGUUGGCUGAUUGCACAACAUAAACACAUGGUGAAAACUGGUAACGGGGUAAAUACCAUUAAUCUUAUUUGCCAUGUAUAUUUGUACAUGCUAGAGACCAAACUUAAGCUAAUACACAUCAGGUAACAGCAGCAAGAACCAUAUUCAUUCAUCUGAGUUUUGCUUAGUUCUUUUUAUAAGGAAGAAUAGCUUCAAUAAGACCUUGUCUUUCCAGUCUUCUUCCAGUAAUGCCAGAGAUUUUUAUGUGAAAUUUUAUAUGAAUUCUGAAAUAUUUGCCUGAAUAAUUUAAAUUUAUGUCACUAAGUCUGUGUAGGGGGAAAUGCUUUGUUAUAGUUUCUUUCUUCCAAAAUGUCGACUACCAAUAAAAACACUUUGUUAAAUUUA
Sarcophilus harrisii (Tasmanian devil) is the source of this 1707-nucleotide messenger RNA. It is a transcript of the gene ARG1, whose product is annotated as arginase 1. The record is from RefSeq and is a predicted model, not a curated record. The coding region runs from base 114 to 1061 and encodes 315 amino acids. Gene Ontology annotation, cellular component: cytoplasm; nucleus; cytosol. Gene Ontology annotation, molecular function: arginase activity; manganese ion binding. Lineage: Eukaryota; Metazoa; Chordata; Mammalia; Dasyuromorphia; Dasyuridae. The transcript has 8 exons.